This is a messenger RNA of Dinoponera quadriceps, 4813 nucleotides long. Its product is annotated as protein croquemort-like. The coding region runs from base 568 to 2310 and encodes 580 amino acids. Gene Ontology annotation, molecular function: scavenger receptor activity. The record is from RefSeq and is a predicted model, not a curated record. The transcript is spliced from 10 exons. Gene Ontology annotation, cellular component: membrane; cytoplasm. Lineage: Eukaryota; Metazoa; Arthropoda; Insecta; Hymenoptera; Formicidae.
AAGUCACCCGACAGAAGACUAAAGCCUUCCCACGUGGUGACGUACGAGCCACGCAACGGCUAAUUCGUCAGACUGCUAACGACGAGGGGACCGUCUGAAAGGGAACAAGGCGCGGUCACGAGGGCGCAAGGGAUAAAAACGGCCGGAGGAAAAUCCUCCCUAAGUGGAGGGGAUACGAGAUCUGUUGGAUGCAGCCUGUUGAUUCACAGUACUCGUCAGUAACAGUCGCGUCGCAUGGAGAGCCGCGACAAACCGAGAGAGACACGUGUUGAGUACGCGAGUAGUUUCUGAACACAACGGACGUUUAUCUUUCCAUUCCGUCUCGUCUGCGACAGCAAACUCAGAUCUUACGUGCACGUCAAUACACAAAGGUUAAAGAGAGGGCGGCUGCAAUUUUUUGACGGCUUGAGAAACGAGUUCACCGCAUCGAGAAACUCCGUAGAUCGUGGACCGUCGCUUGAGCCAGGCUAAAAGAAGUGAUCAACGUGAGGAGGGCGACUAUUCGAGGUUCAAGGUGCACAUGCUGAAGAGACGAGAAGUGCGUGCGGAGAAAAUACUCGCGUUGCCAUGAAACCUUGGGCCAAUAAAUCUCUAGGGCUCGGUGUCUUCGGACUGUUACUGGUGGUCUGCGGCUUGUCCCUCUGCUCCUUCUGGCCAACCGUCUUUCAUCAGAUCCUCCAAAAAGGUUUAGCUCUCACGCCAACUUCAAGGAGCUUCGGCAUAUGGAAGGACACCAGCAACCUCCCACCGAUGCGCUUGCACAUAUACUUCUUCAAUUGGACCAACCCGCAGGAAUUGCGAGUACACGGAAAGAAGCCGCAUUUCGUUCAAGUUGGCCCUUACACCUUCAGGGAGAUAAAACAAAAGAAUAAUAUCACGUUUCAUCCCGAAAACAACACCGUCAGUUAUUUUCAACGACGAUCUUGGAACUUUGAUCCGGAGCACAGCAACGGAAGUCUCAGCGACAUCAUCAUCCAUCUGAACGUCGUCGCUGUGUCGGCAGCGCACAAAAUCCGCUAUUGGGAUUACAGUUUGCAGAAAUCCUUAUCAAUACUCCUGUCUGGGUCGGAUGUCCACAUCAAGAAGACGGUGGAGCAAUUGCUUUUCGUGGGCUACGAGGACAAUCUGCUCACUAUGGGCAAGAUGUUGGCCAGCGAUACUGAAAUGCCGCUUUACGAUCGUUUCGGCUGGUUUUAUAUGAGGAAUAAUUCGUACGAGAUGGAAGGACUGUACAACAUGGAGACCGGCGUGGACGACAUCUCCAAGUUGGGGAUAAUGAGGAAGUGGAACAACAGAGACACAAUAAAGUUUUACAGAAGCCCGUGCAACAUCGUCGAAGGCAGCGCGGGUGAAUUCUGGCCGCCCGGCAGGACGAAGGACGACAUCGUUUUGUUCAGCACGGACAUCUGCCGGCCGUUAAUUUAUGAAUACGAGCGGACGGUCUCGCGCUUGGGCAUCGAAGGUUACCGAUAUGUGAUCGACAAGAAGACCCUCGGGAACGCGACGCGGCGACGCUACCCGCACGAGCAGGCGAAAUACUUCGAGCCGACCACGACGACGGAGGACUUCUUCGCGGCCGAGCACACGAGCGACUUCACGACGGAGCCGCCCGUCACGACCACCGAGAGCCCGAGCUCCAGCGAAGAACGCUCGUCCGAGGAGACGGACGAGCUACCUGACGACGACCCGGAUGUCGUCAACAUGGGUCACUGUUACUGCAACGGCGAGUGCACGCCGUCCGGGCUGAUGAACGUGUCUGCGUGCCGCUACGACGCACCGAUCUUCAUUAGUUUACCUCAUUUUUACAAGAGCGACCCUAUCCUGCUCGACCAGAUCGAAGGGCUGAGCCCGAACGAGGAACACAGCUUCUCCAUCACUCUCGAGCCCAUAACGGGGAUUCCCUUGGAAGUGAAAGCUAAAUUUCAAAUUAAUGUUCUUCUGCAAUCGUCAGAGCUUGUGUCGCUCUUCGAAGAUGUGCCCAAGAUCUACUUCCCGAUCUUUUGGUUCGAUUUCAACGUCGAAAUCAACAAGGAGAUAGCGUCGGGCUUGAAACAAUUGCUAGCGCUUCCAACAGUGAUGUUAUGCACCGGCAUAAUUAUGACACUUAUUGGAUUAUGCUUGAUUUGCGGCGUAACGCUCUUGUAUCUCGUAAAGAGGCAACGUAUAUCUUCGAUAAUAGAGACCGCGCCGGAGAAGCCGAUCGACGAGUCUCUCGAGAAAAAAUCGGAAACUGUGUACAUGGAUAAGAUAGCCGCCAACGAGGACGCUAACGUCAGGAGCGAUCGUCGUUUGUACGCGAAGCUCUACUGAGCGUUUCCCCUCAUCGGGAGGCCUCUUUUUCACGAACGCGUUUAAAUCACGUAGGAGACAAAAAUGUGCAAUCGUGGACCAACUUCGAAAUAUCGUAGAAGAACUUCUUCAAAGGUGCGUUCUCCAGUGGAUUCUCAAGUGUGCUUGGCUCGACUGCAGCGACUCGUGUGGAUGACUAUCUCGAGAUAUAAAUAUUUGCACUUGGAUACGGUAUAAAAAGAAAAAAGAAGGAGACAUUUGUAUAGAGAGAGAGAGAGAGAGAGAGAGAAAGAAUGUGUGUGUAUGACAAAGUUACCGAGUACACUUUAUCGUAAGUGAUCUUAGUUUGUAACGAUUCGAUAUACAUAUGCGCAUCAAUCAAUUCGCAUGAUUGUAUAUCAAUAAGUCACAAAUAGUGCAUGUUGCAAGUACAGAGCACUGUACAGAUAUAGAUGCGUACAGAUCGAAGCGUCGCUUUGGUUUUACUGUGCGACAAUGAGUUUCAGUAGCGCUAAACACACAGAAAAUUACGGAUCGAAUCGAUAUUCCUCAUCGACGAAAUCGAAAAUCUUAUCCUUCAAGUCGUUUCGAGGUGUUACUUGCUUUGCGAACGACGAAUUCAUUGUGAUUGUUACAUUCCCACGUGACGUACGGUGUAGAACGAAGAAUGAUAUUCAAGUGUCGAAUAAUAUUCAAGUUUCGACGUUAUAUACUAAGACUGACGAAAUUGACGAUCGUGGCGAAGCUCUUGUUAAUUAAUGAUUCCUCAUCUGUUUACUAAACCGGCUGCUGUCACACGCGUGUGCUCACAAUCGGAACACAAUGGACUGAUCAGAAAGGCAAAUCGUGCUGCAAAUUUCAAAUCGAUCCGGGGCCGUUUUGUUAAUUCAUCGUGACAGAUGUGAGUAGAGCUUUAAUAUAUUGAGAUAAGUCAAUCAAACGGCUUUAAUCGUAAUUCGUAGGUGAAUUAAUAUAUCCAUACGUUAUUGAUAUCACCGCCGAUAUCAAAUCAACGAGAAAACGCCGUAAUUAAACGCAGUUGAAUGAAAGAAAAAUAGUACAAAAAGCUUUAUAAGAUAAUGUGUGAAACACGGAGGCAACAUGGUGUGAAAAUGAAUUUAUCUUUCUACUCAAAUUUAUUCAUAAAAGUGUGAACGCGACGAAUCGCAGUUAGAUAGUUAUUAUUCGUCGAGAAACCCGCGCGAAACAACGAAUUUUAUCGGCAUUUAAACACGUAGAUACGCGAAAAAAUACGCUGCUUUCAUGCGGAACGGAUAUCUGUGGCGUGCCUUGAUAUUGUAAUUAAGUGUUAUUGUGCGAAUUCGGUGUUUAUCAUUGUUCGGUAUAGGCGUUGUUGCGCACCGUAAGCUUCAGGAUAACGUUGUAGCUUCUUGCUUAUUUUUUUCGCAGAGAACAUGCACGAUCGAUGUGAAAUCAGUGCCUGCAUUCAGAAGAGAGAGAGAGAGAGAGAGAGAGAAAGAGAAAAUAGUUCAGUGAGCGCUUUGUAGUUAUUACUGCUUCUGACUAGUAUAUUCUGCUAGAUCUAUAGAGGAUCUAAAAGAAUACUCCAAUCGUAGACAAUAAUCAACGAGCGUUCACCGAGCUUUUUUCUUUACCGAACGCAGCCAACUUCGCGUCCAGUGAAAUUAAGGGAAAACGUCGAAUAUGUGUUCCUUAGCGAUUCAUUUCUCGUCGCUACCUGAUUACGCGUUGCUCUGUUGAAAAAGAAAAAAAAGACAGCUGGGAAUCCACGUAGGAAGUCCACAUGGCAUCCUAUGAUAACCUCUGGGAAUUUGCGCCGAAAACCUCGGUCCUAGGUUUAACAAUCCAUGUGGAUUCCUGUGUGGAUUUUCACACACCGUAUGGAUUCCUAUGUAGGUUAUUAAUAUCCUAUGCAAAGCUUGCAGCCGGUUCGUACUUUUCCAUAGUUGGACCGGCCGCAGGCCUGUCCUAUAUGGAUUCACACGAGGGAUCCCCGUAGAUUUCCGUGAGAAUCUAACGUAAAAAUUUUCAACAGGCCGAUACGAGGCCGACCGGCGUCGCGCCUGAGUUAGUUUACCGUGCCAAUACUUUUCUUCGUUACAGCAUCAUUACUGGAUAAGUUGUGAACGGCGGAAUUUGUGAUAUUCAGCGUUACUUUACGCGUGUUUGUACAAAAGCAGCCAUUUACGAGUGCCAAUGACGUUUAGGUUAAGCGUUAAUUGUGUUCCGAAAUUCACCCCGUCAGUAUUAAAAAUCGACAGUUUACGUCACGUACACUAUACAUUUUCUAUACUGGCGACGAACGUCGGAACAUAAUCUCUAAGGUAUCCGACCAUAUAAGGGAAAGGGUGGGCGGGGCGGUAUUUCAUAUGUUACCAAUCCUAAGUGUGACCUCACAACGGUGCAAUCAUCACGUGCUAGAGUGCAUUGUGACGCUUCAGUGUCCAAAUAUGCAAAGGUACGUGAGGCGCGAUCCAUCGGGCAAAAUCGUACGAUUUUGUAUUUGUAUUUUAAUAAAGGGUCUACUAUUUUUACAACAUUA